Molecule: messenger RNA, 1612 nt
Organism: Ricinus communis (castor bean)
Lineage: Eukaryota; Viridiplantae; Streptophyta; Magnoliopsida; Malpighiales; Euphorbiaceae
Exons: 8
Coding region: 64-921 (285 amino acids)
Source: RefSeq, a predicted model, not a curated record
GCGUGUAACUCACCUCCAGCACCACUUGGUGUCGUUGGUGACGCCACAAGCUCAAAGCCAUCUAUGGGAACUCCGGAGAGAGGCUCUCCACUGCCGACAUCAGUAACCCGACUUUGGAGACCAGCGGCGCAGAGAAACCUGAGAAACCAGUGGUCAAAGUUAGCAUCUUGUAGAAGUGAAUGGUUCUCUUGCUCUUCUGCUGCCAGAUCACACGCUACUUCUCUUGUUAACGCUUUUCUCUCUCAAAAAUAUGUGCCUUCAAUGGAGCUUGGGAUCCUAAAUGAAAUGCCUGAUAUUAGAAAUAAAGCUUGUUCUAAAUUGUUUAAACAGCAGGAGCUUCAUCAGAGGAAACUUUUAUCAUCUUACAAGGACAUGGUGGCUGUUGUAACUCGAAUGGUGAAUGUCAGUAGAUUAAUGAGAUGCUAUGUCAAAGGACCAAGCAGUAGUCCCAUUUUGCAGUUCUCUACAAGUUCUGAGAAUAAUGAUGACAAUGGUGAUGGUGCAGGAAUCCCUGUCUUUGCAUUUUGGUCUAUUUCAUAUUUUGAGCAAUUAGCAGAGGAGCUUGUUCAAAUGUUUACAUCUGAGCUGAAUUUGAAGAGAUUGCUUGUAGCAGAGUUACUUACCCUCAGCUGCGAAGGCCCACAACUCAAUGAAUUAUGUUGGUCAUAUGAGCUGUAUCCUGGAGAAUUUAAUGAUUUGAGCAUUUGCAACUUAUAUUCGAUAGAAACUUGUAAACCAGUACCCCCUGGACUGGUGGGAAGGAAGUAUGAAAUGCCUACCAUGCAAUUCAAGAAUCAACCAAACCGCGAAGUUUUGCAGGUGUAUCUAACAACAUGGCUGGCAGAGGUGAAUAUUGAUACUCAUAGGGUGGAUGAAAUAUUUGCAAUAAUUGGAGAUGAGAUGCACGUUAGCUUAUCAUGACUUCUUUUCCUAAUGAAGCGCCUUGCUAUCUGACACUAAAAUGCUUAUCCAUUGCCUUUGGACCAUCAGAGCAAACAUCUUGGCAAUCUCUUCUCAACGCAUCUAUAAGCAUACACAUGAAGCUCAGCUUCACCUCAAAUGUCUGAUCAUAAGACCAGGAAGAAGUAUCUAAUAAAGCAGAUCACAUCUUCCUUGGCGAAGUUAGUUGCUUCAUGUAUGCUGUUUGCAAACAAGGCUGCCAUGGGGACAAUCUGUUGAGAUCCUAUGACAAGAAACAUAAUCACUUAUGGCUGAUGAAUGACAGGAAAUUGAGAAAUGAAGAGAACUAUUAUUUCCUCAGAUAGUAAGAACAGGAUUUGCAUAUCCUUUUUACCUCUAUAGAAAUGCAUGAAAGGGAAAUAAUAACUUUAAUAUUAUUUUCCCAUUUUCUGCUUUCUUUAAGCCUUUAUUAAUUAUGCAUCUUUUUUUUUUCCUGUUAGCGUUCUCUGACCGUCCUAUUUCCAUAUACAAGUAGAAGUGGCAAGCUAUGCAAGUGUAUUGAUGGCAAGAUGAUCUAUUCCUUGAACUCAAUUCCUAAUUGCCUAGCAUUCAGUGUAUUGUUUUUGUCUACCAGUUGAAACAAAAAUUACUUUUCGAAAUUGAAAUUAGGAAGGCAAAUAAAAAAAAAAAAAAAAGAUAAUCGUUUGGUACU